CCGCGCCGCCCCGGCCCCGGGCCAUGCCCGGUUAGCGCUCCCCCACUGCGGCACACGGCGGGGCCCCGGCUGAACCCCUUCCCGGCCGCGCCGGGCCGGGCCGGGCCGAGCCCGCACGCCUCCGCCCUGCCGAGCCCGAGAGGCCCCUCAUGGCCGGCCCAGCCCUGCCCCGGCCCUGAUUUCCCUGCGCCGCCGUGACACUCCCCCCCUCGAUGCCCCCCGUCCCGGGGCCGCCCUGCCCCUGAGCCCCGGCGCAGCGGCACUUCUCCCGCAGGUGGUGGCGCAGGUGUGGGACCAGAAAGAUGUUCUCGGCCCUGAAGAAGCUGGUGGGCUCGGACCAGACGCCGGUCAGAGACAAGAAUAUCCCUGCGGGGCUGCAGUCCAUGAACCAGGCUCUGCAGAGGAGGUUUGCCAAGGGAGUCCAGUAUAACAUGAAAAUUGUCAUCCGUGGGGACAGGAACACUGGGAAAACCACACUCUGGCACCGACUGCAGGGAAAGAAAUUUAUUGAGGAAUAUAUUCCAACUCAGGAGAUCCAAGUCACCAGCAUCCACUGGAAUUAUAAAACCACUGACGACAUUGUUAAAGUCGAAGUCUGGGAUGUAGUUGACAAAGGAAAAUGCAAAAAACGAGGAGACGGUUUGAAACUGGAAAAUGACCCUCAGGAGGCAGAGUCAGAAAUGGCUCUGGAUGCAGAGUUCCUGGACGUCUAUAAAAACUGCAACGGCGUAGUGAUGAUGUUCGACAUCACCAAGCAGUGGACAUUCAACUAUAUCCUGAGGGAGCUUCCCAAAGUGCCGACUCACGUUCCAGUGUGUGUGCUUGGGAAUUACCGAGACAUGGGGGAGCACCGGGUCAUCCUGCCUGGCGACGUGCGGGACCUCAUCGACAAUCUGAACAGGCCUCCCGGCUCCUCAUAUUUUCGCUAUGCUGAGUCUUCCAUGAAGAACAGCUUUGGCCUCAAGUACCUGCACAAGUUCUUCAACAUCCCCUUCUUGCAGCUGCAGAGGGAGACGUUGCUACGGCAGCUGGAGACGAAUCAGCUGGAUAUUGAUGCAACUUUGGAGGAGCUGUCAGUGCAACAAGAGACAGAAGAUCAAAACUACGAACUCUUCCUUGAAAUGAUGGAAGCCCGAAGUCGAGGACACACGUCGCCACUAGCAACUAACGGGCAAAGCCCUUCCUCUGGCUCCCAGUCACCCGUCGUACCUCCCAGCUCCACGUCGACGGGCAGCUCCAGCCCCGGCACCCCGCAGCCGCUGCAGCCGCUUUCCACCAGCUGCGCCGUCUCUCCCGAACCCCCCGCAUCCCUCUCACCAGUGCCUGCCCCUGAGGCCCAGCAGCCGCACGCGCCCCCGCCAGCUGCAGCCCCCCCAGCGCCGCCGGCCGCAGCCCCCCCGCCCAAGCGCAGCAUCAUCUCCCGUCUCUUCGGGACAGCUGCCCCGUCAGAGCCCUCUCCUCCCCAGCCAGAUCCUGCUGCUGCCGCUCCGCCUUCCCACCCUGAAGCCCCUGCAAAAGUACAGAGCGUGGAGGACUUCAUUCCUGAUGACAGCCUGGACCACAGCUUUCUAGAAGACCCAGCCCCACAGAAGGACAAAGGGAAACAGCAGAUUAAACACCGUGUCGAUAGUGAAAGUGAUGGAGAGGUGCCCGGGGGGAACCCUAUGGUGGCAGGCUUCCAAGAUGACCUGGAUCUGGAUGACAAAAUCCCCAGCAGACCUACGCUGGCAGCAGAGCGGGUGCCCAGCAAGAAUGUCACCCUCUCCAGUGAGGAGGAGGAAGAGGACGAAGUGAAGAACUCAAAGGUCUCGCUCAUACCUGAUGAUGACAUUGACAUGGAGCAGGAAAAAAAAAGGUCUUCCAGAAAUUCUCUGAAACCACAGAGUGAAGCAAUUUUGACCAAAGCAACUGACCCUAAGCCUCCUGACAGUUUACCUCCACGUGCUGGGCCCGAAAGAAACAGUAGCAGCAAGGUGAACACCAGCCUGCCCGCUACUGCUGCCGCCACCCCAGCGGCAGCCCAGGCCCCAAAGAGCACUGCCCAAAGCAAAGGACACGCUCUCAAGCAGAAAGAGGUCAAAGAGGAGAAGCCUGAGGAGUCUGACAGUGAUCAAGAGGGACCAAUAGCUACUCAGAUGCUCUCAUUUGUUAUGGAUGACCCAGACUUCGAAAGUGAGGAUUCUGACAGCCAGAAGAAGAAACUGGAUGAAUUCCCAGUCCGGGAAGAUCUCUCUGAAAUAUCUGAUGACGAUACCUCGUUGGCAAAGCCACCCCAGCCUGUGAAAUCAACAGUCCACUCCUUUAAACUGAAAAAUGACGCAGAUCUCUUCGGUUUGGGUUUGGAAGAAACUGGUCCCAAGGAGAGCAGUGAGGAAGAUAAACAAACUUCUAAGGAGAAAAAGAAGAAGAAAAAGAAAAGCAAAGAGGAAGAGGAGAAGUCUGUGAAAAAGAAGAGCAAACACAAGAAGAGCAAAGAGAAGGAGGAGAGCAAAGAGGAGAAAGAGAAAAAGAAAAAGAAAAAGAAGAGCAAGGAGAAAAACAAUGAGAUAGAUGAACUUGAGGCUUUUCUUGGAGGAGGAGGAGCCAGCAUGAGCAAGCCACGAGGAGGUGGGGACUAUGAGGAGCUGUAGGCUGGCUGCGUGUGUGCGCAGCAGACUCUGUCGUGGCUGUCUCCAUCUUCUUACAAGUCACACCAGGACAGGUGCAGAUGUGUAAAGCUUUGGCCGUUUGCCAUAUAUUCUCUCCAAACAGAGCUGGCAAAACAAAAGCUUUACAUCUGUGUGUGCUGUUCUGGUGCAUUCGUUACACAAAGAAAAUCCAGCUGAGAUGUACUUGAGUAAGGGGAAGGUUCGGGGCACAGUUCCCAGGCCCACUUCCAGGCUGUUGUUUUUUCUCCUUCCAGAGAUGCCCUGUCGGUAGCCGGCAGGGUGUGGGGGGCAAAGGGGACCCUGCCUCCUGCUCUGCCCCUGCUAUAUUCCACUCCUGCACACCUGAAAUUCCUGUCUUGUUAAGGGGAGUGCAACAAAACAUGCCGCAUGAACUCAUUGUGCUCGCCUGUCUCAAGUCUUUAACUUUUUAUCCUUCCUAUAUUUUUUAAUGAGAAAGGUGAUACUGGCCAUUGCUCCUCCCAGCAGAUGAUGAGCUUUAAAUCAAGCAGAUUGUGCUGUGGUGCAGCUCUCGAUGACAGCAGCCACAGGGCCAGAGUGAGAGUGUGCAUGUGAUUUUGGAGUCCUUUCAACGGGACCUUUCUGCACAGCAGUUUAAUUAGCACUCACUGGUGCUGCUGUUGGAAUUCAUGAAGCCCCAUUGAUUUCCGUGGCCCCAGUGUCUCGGACACUACACGUAAGCUGCUAUGCAGUUUGGGAAAACAAUGCAAAGUGCAAAGCUAACCUGAAAAAGAGAGAAAAAAUCCGUGCUCUUCUGCAUUUCCCACUCUUGAAUUUGCAUAUACUAGAAUCCCCUCCCUUCAGUACCUCUCAGGGACAUGACUCUCAUGUGGAAAUGAAGAUAUCCAGAGCUUCAGAACUGACUCCAGGGAAGUGUUAGCAUGGCAAGGCAUUUGCUUCUCAGGCAUUUUAUGGUCACGCUGUAAAACACGGGCUGCGUCUCUGCUCUGAGGGACCAAUGUAGCUCAGACAGCAUCCUGCCCGGCCCGGCUUCUGCCGACACUGCAGCUGCAGUUCCAGGGCCAGGCCCCCCAGCAGCCAAUGUGGUGCAUCCCCCCGCCCAAGGGGAGAGCCUCCUCCUGCCCCAGGAGUUUGAGAAGUCUUUUAGUUUUUGCUUUGAACUUAGACCCGUGGGUUGGUGCCUGCUCAGUAGCAUCGGUUGCUGUUGGGUGAGCACUACAGGCCGGUCCUUCGCACUUGCCUGUGUCUCAGCCCCUGUGUUUGAUCUCUGAAUCCCCUUCUGUUUUGGUUCUGGUGUCCCUUUCGCAGCUCAGACGGUGAAGCUCCCUCAAGGAUCUGUGCGUUACGUUACCCUGUUGCUUGCAGGUUGAUUUGACAUUUGGUUUUGUUCUCUUUUUCCCCUUUUUGUUGUAAAAUGUCAACCAUGAAAUCCAAACUGGGGUUUCCUUCUACAACACUAUAAAGCAAGGUGUUCUUUUCAGCCGUUAUCCAUUUCAGAGUUCUCUAGUUCAGCAGGCAGUUACCUGCUCCAUUUUUCUUUUUCUUUCCUCCAGCCCCCAAAAUACACUUGUAACUGUUUCCCUGUAAAUCAGAUGGGGUUUUUUGCUGCAUGAGCAGUAUAUUGUUCAGGUCUGUUUGCCAUUGGCAUUUGCCUACUUCUGGGAGCAUUUCUACAUCUCAUUUGACUAUAGGGAGAUUGCAUGGGACAGUUCAAACUUUGCACGUCUGGGGAGGAAGCAGUGGAUCGGGAUGGGACUGGUGUGUGGCCUCUCCUGUGUCUGAGCUUCAGCGGGCCGCCUUCCUGAAAGCGCUUCUGUUCGGCCAAGAUUUUGGGUCAUGUUCCAUUUUGCAUCGAAAAAACCCGGUACAAUCCAUUCUGACUAUAAAGCUCUGUUGUACAACC
This is a messenger RNA of Calidris pugnax (ruff), 4530 nucleotides long. RefSeq names its product RAB, member RAS oncogene family-like 6 (gene RABL6). The record is from RefSeq and is a predicted model, not a curated record. Bases 303 to 2630 code for a protein of 775 amino acids. NCBI's taxonomy places the organism in Eukaryota, Metazoa, Chordata, Aves, Charadriiformes, Scolopacidae. The transcript is spliced from 15 exons. Gene Ontology annotation, molecular function: GTP binding. Gene Ontology annotation, cellular component: nucleus; cytosol.